UUGGUUAUUUCUACGUUCGUACCUUUAUUAAGCCUCAUAGCUUCUAGCAUCUGCUCAAUAAUACCAAGUGUUCAAGGUCCCAAUGACAUCGGGAUAAAAAAGCUUGGAGAUGUCAAAAAUCCCAAACAAGUAUCUGAGUCCGAGUGGAAAAAGGUUCUUCCUGCUGAGGCAUUUGAAGUAGCUCGUAACUCGGGCACGGAACGUCCAUUUUCUGGAGCCUUCGACAAGUUUUUCGAGAAAGGGAGAUACGUGUGCCUCUGUUGCGGUGCCGAGUUGUUUAAGCAAGUUUUCAUCUAUUUCUUUCUCUUCGCUUACUCGUUAACGUGCCCUCGACAAUUAUAUGAAUUUUUCAGUUCGGACUCGAAAUAUUGGUCUGGAUGUGGCUGGCCAGCAUUUUCGAAAUCCAUUGAUAAUGACAUGAAUAUCAUUCGACUGGAAGAUAAUUCAAUGGGUAUGAAGCGGGUUGAAGUUCGUUGUAAACAAUGCAACGCUCAUCUCGGUCAUGUGUUCGACGACGGUCCCAAGGAGACCGGUGAACGAUAUUGUAUCAAUAGUGUUUCUAUGGCGUUUGAAAAGGCUGACACAUAG
Molecule: messenger RNA, 588 nt
Organism: Haemonchus placei
Lineage: Eukaryota; Metazoa; Nematoda; Chromadorea; Rhabditida; Trichostrongylidae
Source: the annotation of a GenBank genome assembly